AUAAACAUGGCGGCUGCAGCUGGAAGAAUUGACGAACUUGUCAAAGAUUAUUUGCUGUUUCGUGGCCUUACACAAACACAGAAGGCUUUCGACAGUGAGCUGAAGAAUGAUAAGGAAAAGGGAUUACGGGUAGACAAAAUCAUCGAUCAGCUUCAAGCAUGUAUAACCAAUUAUGACAUGCUGAGUCUGAAGGACUACUGGGUGUACCUGAACCGCCGCCUGUUUGCCCGCCUUGAGCAACGGUACAUGACGAGUGUUCGCAAGCUGGAGGUGGGGCUCCUCAAACUGUACAUCAUCAACGCGGCUCAAACAAACAAGCCAGACAAGGUCGUUGAAUUCUUCGAGAAGAUGACACCAGAGCUACAGAACCAACCAGAGUUUCGCGAGUGGUUUGCCUUUCCAUUUCUACAGAGCCCACAGGAGAACCCGCUUUUCUCCAUGUAUUUCACCAAACAAUGGCAGGACACUCUGAUCCUGUCUCUACACAACUUCCUCAGCGUCAUCCUUCAGGCGAUGCCUGUACCAACACUGCUGAGUUUUGAGCAUGAGUUUCGUAGGAUGAAGCUGCUUCAGGAGGAAAACGUCAUGCUGAAACAAAAGGUGAUGUUGAUGAGUCAGCAGGCCGAGGCAGAGCAGCAGCAGAAGGAACAGGACAUGCCCUCAGAGAUCCUAACUUCAGCAUCAGACCUCAUUUACGACUUCUCGGGACUUUCGGAGGAUACUACAAUUCAAGAGAAACAACAGAAGACUCGCCGCUUCCCUCUACACCUGACCUCCCCUCUGAUUGGUCGGAGGAAAACAGAGGUGAUACUUACUAAAGCCGACCCCAAGCCGACUAAAAUAGUCUCCAAAGUAACUCACCCUAUCACCCAGCCUCCGAAGCCAUCCGUCAGGAGAGUAUCACAAAGUGUAGCAUCGUCAGCCCCACAGACCGGCUUUCAGAUGGCAGGUGGUCCUGUUGCCAUGACAACACCUGAAAUAGUGGCGCCACCUAGGAAUAGAAUAAAUGCUGGAGAGUAUGAAAAGCAGAGAAAGGAACUACUUGGGUUUGAUCCCAAAAAGUCAAAUGAAAAGAAAGCAGAGGUAAAGCCCUAUGUGCCAGAGGAUCCACCCCCAUCCUCCACCCCAACGUCAGCAAACACUCAGACAGCCCCACCCUUUGGGGGUGCCCGCCGACCUCACCCCACCCCACCCGUCAGUCCAGCGAAGACUAUCAGCAGUGAGCCGGAGAAGGUCAAGUCAGUUGACAUGCCAGAUACAGCCUCUGUUGGAUCCUUGGAAGGGGUGGCCAAUAUUCCAGAAGGAGAUUGUCCUUUCCUGUUGUUAAGUCAGGAUGAAUAUGCAGAACAUCACUCGGCCAUAUCUUAUGGGAAGUUCAGUGUUUCGGGGCAGUACAUCGCCAGUCUAGAUGCUGAUGGUGUGGUCAAAGUUUGGACCUGGAGUCCCCAGCCAGCGACCACGGCAACCGUGAUGUCCAAGUCAGCUUUCCUGUCCCUGGAGUGGGCCAGCAAGUCUGACAGAUGGCUUCUGUUGGGCAACCGUACAGGAAAUAUCCGAUUGUUUGAUGUCAAAGAGAUCAAAACAUUUCGUGAAGUGCAAGCAGAUCAGAGUUAUCCCAGGAUCAUCAACAUCACAGCUAACCCUGUGGGCAUGAGUUUUGUGUGUUCAGCCACCGUACAGCGUCUCCGCAGUGGGUCCGCGGACACCUCCGUCAUGGCUAAACCAGGAAAACUCAUGUUGUGGGAUCUCCGCACAAUGAAGAUGGAUAAACAGCUCCCAUUGGAACCGACCCCUGUGGCCAUCAACUGCUGUCAGUACAACCACAAUGGUCAGUUGUUGAUGACUGGAGCUGCUGACGGCAGGAUCAGGAUAUUCGAUAUACAACAACAGAAGUGUAUCACCCAGUGGCCAGCCCAUGAUGGGGAGGUCCACUCCGUACAGUUCAGCUCCGAUGAGACGUCCUGCUUCAGUAUGGGAGGGGAUGGGAAGUUUAUACAAUGGAAUAUCCACAAGACUGGCACGAUAGUCCGAGAGUUGGCGAUCCACCAGGGAGCCGCACUGCCAUUCCUGGCCACCAGUCCCACGGGGAACAAGGAAGUACCUCGAGGGAGACUGUUCGCGUUUGACCCCGAGGGCCAGUACAUACUCACCUGUGAUAAAAACAAAGGAGUCCUGUAUCAGACCCGAGAGGCUGACCCUGGCAUAGCGAAGAUGAUGGAGGUUCAAGGUCACAAGAGCGCAGUGACAACCGUGGACUGGUCACCGUCUGUGGACACCAGAGUCUGUCUCAUGGGGGCCAUGGACGGAAAGAUAAAAGUGUCAACUUUGCUGUCACAGUGAACAAAGAUGCCAAGCGUUUGCAGUUUUUCGUAACCACAAUACUCUACUUAAAUGUGAUUACUGUGACGUGAUGUAAAGACAGUUUUGAGCCAAUGAGACAAAUAGUUUUCUAAUGUAAAGCGAUGUUGCAAUUCUACAUGUUCUUAGUGUAAAAAAAAGAUGUUAAAUAAUUUUUAUUUAUGCAAUAUUUCAUAUUUCAAGGUCACACUGUAUUACAUGAAGAAGCUGAUGACACCUUGGUUCAUUAAUGAAGAACACACAUGUUCAGGAUGAUUAUUCAAACACCUAGGUGCAUUUAUCUUGAUGUUGAGAAUGACCUGUUCAGUCUUUGAGAGUGCUUUGAGUAUUUGGAAGUGAUGAGCAGGUCCUUGUAUUCAGGGUGGUACUGAAUCAGGAAUUAGAGUAAAACCCUGUUUGUCCAGACCCUGUUGAUCUUGACACCCUGCCUCCUGCCUGAUUUCCAUGUAGAACAUCCGUCAUGGUAAAAGGUCAUUUGGGUGUGUAUCAUUAGUAGAUCUGGACAAUGUCGCUGGCAACGUCACUGUCUGGAUCAACAGGGUUUAACUUCAGUCAGAUUUAUUCCAGACGUUGUGGCAAUAAAUGCAGUGUUUUCUGCCUGACAAAUAUGCCCUGAUCACAGAUUUUGUGUGUUCGCAUCAUGCUGCUGCUAGUUGGUUUCCAAAACAGGGUACAUGGAAAACAAGUACAAUCUAUGGGCUUCCCUUCCCCAUGAUGCUGGCAUACUGACAUUACUGGAUUACAGAGAUGCCAGUCGUUACCUUUUUGUGCAGAAUUCCUACAAUAUUUGGAACCAAAUUCAAACAAAUGUUUAAGUGGAAUAUGUUAUGAAUUUUGUCAUACAAACAUUGCCAGUGAUGCAAAAGAUAUAUUUUUGUCAAAACCAUGCACUCAAUUAUGCUAAUAAUGACUCCUGAAGUUUUGAAUUACAAAUAUAAGACCCAAGUUAUCCCAGACAUUCACAGUUGCCUCUAUUUGGGGUUGUCAUCUCAAACUCACUAACUCACCAGACCUCUGAACAUCUGGUUUAGCACAGGUCUUCAGCAACCCAUGCUUGUCGUAAGAGGUGACUAACAGGAUCUGGUGGUUAGGCUCGCUGACUUCGUUGAUGCAUGUCAUGGUAUCCCUAUUGAGAUCGAUGCUUAUGGUGUCAAUCACUGGAUAGUCUGGUUUAGACUCGAUUACAGACUGCCAUCAAAUAGGUUGGACUAUUGCUGAGUGUGACAAACAAACAAACAAAACACUCACUCAGAGUGGCCUGCUUAUACAAAUGUACUCAAUUUGUUGUAGUUCAGAUUCUAAACUUGAAAGGACAAUGGGUGGCCUAGUGGUUAACUUUCACUUAUCAAAAUGUAAACCUGGGUUUGAUUCCCCACAUGGAAACAAUGUGUAAAGUCCAUUUCUUAAGUACCUCACUGUGAUACUGACGGAAUAGUGCUAAACAUUCUAACGUCUGUUGAAUAUGUGACACUGACAGUGCAGUUAGGUUGAUGAUGUGAUAGUUUGUUUGUAUGAAGUCAUUGAAUGGUGCUUAUUUAUGAGCCUGGCCUUGAAAUAUUCAAUAUUGAAUUGUUGAUCGUUUGUCAGUUACUGGUGUUGUCCUGGCAACAAAUAUAUAACCUGAACAUGAAUAUUUUGUGUGUUAUAAUGUAUCGACAUUGGAGCAACCAUGAACCACAUUCCAGGGCGAGCUGCAGGACAGAACAGCUUUGUGCAAUAAAUACAUUGUCAGAACA
Molecule: messenger RNA, 4094 nt
Organism: Haliotis rufescens (red abalone)
Lineage: Eukaryota; Metazoa; Mollusca; Gastropoda; Lepetellida; Haliotidae
Product: WD repeat-containing protein 91-like
Exons: 17
Coding region: 7-2340 (777 amino acids)
Biological process (GO): early endosome to late endosome transport
Cellular component (GO): extrinsic component of endosome membrane; late endosome membrane; early endosome membrane
Molecular function (GO): phosphatidylinositol 3-kinase regulator activity; protein binding
Source: RefSeq, a predicted model, not a curated record